CAAGCUUCCUGUUUGUUAUUUCUCAACCUUUUUUUUUUUGUUUUCCUUGACAUAAUCUCCAACUCAUUCAUUUAGUCUCAGCGAACCACAAAAAAAGAAAGGAACAAAUUCCUCAUUAGUUUUUUCUGUUUGUCGCUUGUCAUGGACCAACCUCAAAGUCCCUUUUGGGCUCAACCCACAAUAGGCCUAGGAAACGACUAUGAUUUUGACGUAUUUCCAAUGGACAUAGGAGGUCCACGCAAGAAAGCGGCCAAUUCAACUGGUUUAGUUACUCAGCUUGUUAUCUCCAUCGCAUUGGGUCUCUUCGCGCUCCUUACUUUCUGCACACUACGAACUCGUUGGGUCGCAAUGUUUGCUCCUCGAUCAACGCUUCGCGGCAGACACGCACCCCCUAUUUUACCUCCAACAUUCUUUGGGUGGAUCCCAAAAUUGAUAAGCACCACUGAAAAUGAGGUGCUUAAAUGUGUCGGUCUUGACGCUGUGAUGCUUCUUCGCUUCUACCAUAUGAGUAUGAAGCUAUUUUUUUGCUUAAUGAUCCCGGGUCUAUUGGUCAUCUUACCCGUGAACUAUUUUUCGACUAGGGACGGUCACGAUCCAACGGAUCCUGAUGAUGGGUUUGACGAGUGGUCAUUGUUGCAGAAAGUGCAAGGGACAUCUCUUUUAUACCUCAUGACUCAAUUUACCUUCACUUGGGUUUUCUCUCUCAUUACUCUCUACAUGAUCUGGCAAACAUUUGAAGGCUAUAUUAUAAUCCGUCGCGAUUAUAUUCUCGACCGUGUCCGUUCCAUCACUCAUCGUACAGUUAUGGUUAUUGGCUUGCCUCCAAAACUUCAGAAAGAUCGUGCAUUGGCGACGUUUUACGAAUCAUUAGGGGCUGGAGAAGUUGAGAGCGCAUAUGUAUGCCGAUAUGUCGAAUUACUAAAGCGUAAGAUCGAACAACGUGCUCACGCCUUAAUGGAGCUGGAGGGAGCCUAUACUUCAUAUUAUGGCAAUCCAUCUGAUUUCCCGGGCUAUGAUCCAAACAAGAUAAUGGCGGAGAACGAUCGCUACAUGACUGAAGAUCACGCCACUGGCACAGCCACAGUGAUUGAGGAUCAACAUGGCAAUGACGCGAACCAACCCAAGGGCAAGAAACGACCAACAGAGCAUCUUGGAUUUUUGGGUUUGUUUGGCAAGAAAGUAGACAAGAUUGAUAAACGCAGAGAGACUUUUGCCGCUCUGGACAAGGCCGUACAAAAACUACGCAAGUUUCGCGAUUUUCCUACCACCAGUGUUGGAUUUGUGACCUUUGAAGAAAUCCAUUCUGCUCAAAUCGUCGCACAAACAGUCAAUACAAAGGAAACACUCACAUGCAGGACCAUUCUUGCUCCAGAGCCCCGUGAUGUAUACUGGGACAACCUAAAAAUCCCUCACACUGAGCUUGGUAUCCGCUCAGUGGUCGUCAACACGACUGUCUUCUUCCUCAUCUUCUUCUGGUCAGGUCCUAUUAGUAUUUUUUCGUCUUUCUUAAACCUGGAGACUUUGGAGAAGCUGAUUCCCGGUGUCACCAAGGUUGCUGAGGCCAGCCCUGUUUUGAAGUCAGUGAUCCAAGGUUUUCUUCCCACUCUCGGAGUAACCAUCUUUCUAGAACUCGUCCCUAAUAUUUUGGAAGUGCUGUGUAUAAGACAAGGCAUUCAAUCGCACUCUGGAAUGGCACGUUCACUCUACAACAAGUACUAUACGUUUAUCCUCUUCAACGUAGUCCUUGUCUUCACAAUUGUUGGAACCUGGGCCCAGGCUUUCAACAAAGUUUACCAUAACUUGGGCGAGUUCACACUUCUUUUGGCUGCCUCCUUACCUCGUGUGUCGCCCUUCUUUGUCAAUUUUAUCAUCUUGAAGGGCAUUGGUCAAUUUCCACUUCGGUUGUUGCAAAUCGGCGAUGUUUUUCGUCAGACCUUCCGUGGUAUCUUCUCAAAAACGCCACGUGAUUAUGCUGAGGCUCGUGCACCCCCAAGUCUCAAGCAUGGAGAAGUUUAUGCGAAUUCAACUCUGGCUUUUGUCAUUGUGCUGAUCUAUUCAUGUAUCAAACCUAUCAUUCUCAUAUUCGGGGCUGUUUUCUUUGCUUUCGGCUAUCUCGCAUUGAAGUACCAGUUACUUUAUGUUCUGUUCCAUGCGUACGAGUCCGGCGGUCGAACCUGGCCUAUGGUGUAUAACCGCAUUAUGGUGGGUCUGCUCAUCUUCCAGUCAACCAUGCUUGGUCUUCUUAUGCUCAAGCAUUCGUAUGUCUUGGGGUCUCUAUUAGCGCCACUUCCAAUUGGAACCAUCUGGUUCUGGUCAUGGACUUCAAGAAAGUAUCGAGAGACUGCGGAGUUUAUCCCUCUAGAGAUGCUUCAUUCAAGGGUAGCCAAGAUUCAGGGUUCCGCACAUGAAGCCUCAUCGGCAGCUACGGGAUCAUCAGCCCAAGGCCCUGGACAUAUCUCGAUUAACAUGGACCAACAUAACCAAAAUGACCAGAAUAAUAAGACGCCGGUGAAGCCAUCAACAAAUGGAAGUGGGAACGAAGUCUCAGUAGCCAGUGCCUCUGUUACCAUUAAUCCAGAAGGUACUCAGCAGCAGCCGACUGAAGAAGAUGAUUAUCCAGUUGUUCCGAAUCGGUAUACAGAUUAUAGACAACCCCCCAUGACGUUAUAUCCUGGCGUAUUAAACUCUGGAAUGCGAUUCUACAGUGAUCCCGCGGUAUCAGGACCUUUGCCGACGCUCUGGCUGCCACUCAAAAAAGAAACUCUUAGUAAGAAAACACUUAUGGACGAAGAGUCUAGGAUCGGCGCUCAUUACUCAGACUCAGAUUCGGAUGAUGAACAUCACAUGCAUGAACAUCUGGAGGCAGCUCUGGCUCGACCACCUUUCAUGUUGCCUACCCAAGGGUCAGAUAUGCCUCAAUCCUAUGAUGAGGGCGAUAACCUCGUAGGAGGUGGACAGGAUGAGGAUCUUUCAAAACUGCCUCCUGAUCUAAAGAGUAAAGCAACAAUAGCGACGGCGGGGACUACAGCGAGCACAUCAACGGGCUCUGCAGCAGGUCGUGCACCUCAGAGUACUCCUGAAGGUUCUCAGGCUGAGUCGCAUGUAGAAGAGUUAGCAGAGACAGUAAGUCAAGGCUCUGCAGUUGAGGGAAUUAUUGACGUGUAUUAUCAUCAUCCAGAAAGAAGAGCGUCUAAAAAAGAUCCUAAUAAUCGCGUGCGAACUGUACAAGGCCAGGGGUCUCAUCAUAGUCUUUUGAAUCAACAAAAGGAUACGAGUUCUAGCACCAGUGCUGGCGGAGGAGCUGCUGCCUCAUCCUCGGCAGCCACAGCCUCCAAGUAAAUAAUUAAAUGCCUGCAGUUUUACUUGGUUGAUCACCUACAGGAUAUCAUUUGCAGACCUCAAUACUUUCGUUUUAUUAUGUACGAUGUAUAAAUAGUCACUUGUUUGACUUUUUUAUUUUAAUUAUCAUAAAAAGAG
This is a messenger RNA of Lobosporangium transversale, 3477 nucleotides long. RefSeq lists its product as hypothetical. Gene Ontology annotation, molecular function: calcium-activated cation channel activity. The transcript has 6 exons. Gene Ontology annotation, cellular component: plasma membrane. Lineage: Eukaryota; Fungi; Mortierellomycota; Mortierellomycetes; Mortierellales; Mortierellaceae. The coding region runs from base 142 to 3339 and encodes 1065 amino acids. The record is from RefSeq and is a predicted model, not a curated record.